This is a messenger RNA of Cetraspora pellucida, 244 nucleotides long. NCBI's taxonomy places the organism in Eukaryota, Fungi, Glomeromycota, Glomeromycetes, Diversisporales, Gigasporaceae. The record is from the annotation of a GenBank genome assembly.
UGAAAUUCGUCUUCAAUUUCUAUUAUGCAACGAAGAUUUACGGCCACCUGUUAAUAAAGAAGCAACAUCGUGUUAUGUGAACUUGAUGAGAGAAUGUUGGAGCAAGGAACCUAAAAAUCGACCAUCGGCAGAAAAACUCUGUGAAAUUUUUAAAGAAUGGCAAGAUGAUGAAAAUAUCUUACUGGAAUUGAACAAAUCAGAGAUAAAACUUGAAAACAUCGAAAAAUCUUACGCUGAUAUAUGA